CGGCGGGCGCCCGGGCGGGUUCCGCGCUGAGCCGCCACCUCGGCCGGCUGGUCUUUGCGGAGGCUGCCCGGGCGGCCCGGGCGCACGGCCCUUCGCCAUGUAUACCUUCGUGGUGCGCGACGAGAACAGCAGCGUCUACGCCGAGGUCUCGCGGCUGCUGCUCGCCACCGGCCACUGGAAGAGGCUCAGGCGAGACAACCCCAGGUUCAACCUGAUGCUGGGCGAGAGGAACCGGCUGCCCUUCGGGAGAUUGGGUCACGAGCCUGGGCUGAUGCAGUUGGUGAAUUACUACAGGGGGGCUGACAAACUGUGUCGCAAAGCUUCUUUAGUGAAGCUAAUCAAGACGAGCCCAGACCUGGCUGAGUCCUGCACAUGGUUUCCAGAGUCCUAUGUGAUUUACCCAACUAAUCUCAAGACCCCAGUUGCCCCAGCACAGAAUGGAAUCCACCCACCGAUCCAUAGCUCAAGGACAGAUGAAAGGGAAUUCUUCCUGGCUUCUUACAACAGAAAGAAGGAAGAGGGAGAAGGCAAUGUUUGGAUUGCAAAGUCAUCAGCUGGUGCCAAAGGUGAAGGCAUCCUCAUCUCCUCGGAGGCUUCAGAACUUCUGGAUUUCAUUGACAACCAGGGUCAGGUGCAUGUGAUCCAGAAAUACCUUGAGCACCCUCUGCUUCUGGAGCCAGGUCACCGCAAAUUUGACAUUCGAAGCUGGGUCUUAGUGGAUCAUCAGUAUAAUAUCUACCUCUACAAAGAGGGUGUGCUUCGGACUGCUUCAGAACCAUAUCAUGUUGAUAAUUUCCAAGACAAAACCUGCCAUUUGACCAAUCACUGCAUUCAGAAGGAAUACUCAAAGAACUAUGGAAAGUACGAAGAAGGGAAUGAAAUGUUCUUUGAGGAGUUCAAUAAGUACCUAAUAAGUGCUUUGAACAUUACGCUGGAGAGUAGUAUCUUGCUACAAAUUAAACAUAUAAUAAGAAGCUGCCUCAUGAGCGUGGAGCCCGCCAUCAGCACCAGGCACCUCCCUUACCAGAGCUUCCAGCUCUUUGGCUUUGACUUCAUGGUGGACGAGGAGCUGAAGGUCUGGCUCAUUGAGGUCAACGGCGCCCCAGCUUGUGCCCAGAAGCUCUAUGCAGAACUGUGCCAGGGCAUCGUGGACAUAGCCAUAUCCAGUGUCUUCCCGCCCCCAGACGUGGAGCCACAGCACGUCCAGCCGGCCGCGUUCAUCAAGCUGUGACCCAGGGAGGCGCCCAGAGCUGCCUCAGAAGAAGCAUGAGCUCCUGCUCCAGGGGAAGGUGAAAGGUCAGGAUCGCUCAUUCCCAAGCCAGAACUGGAGAAAGAGAGGCAACCGGCCAAGCCGUGAUCGAAGAGAGAGCAUGAGAAAAAAAGGCGACUUCCCCGAAGAGUGGUUGCUCAGGGGUUCCCAGGUGGUGCUCGCAGCACUGCUGUCGAGAUGUGAAAACCGCGGCAAACUUCUCUGAGGGGAGAGUACAAUAUUCUUCUAAGGGGAAAAGACAGGGACUUGAUUAUUUUAUGUUCUCGUUCUUUAAAAAAAAAAAAAAAAAAAAUCCAAUUUUUAUCCUAAAGCAGCAUUGUGAGCAGCGCCUCUCCUCCCUGGGGAUCGAGACUGUUGGACCUUUGGUUGGUGUCUUUCCACCUGCUGCAGCCUUAGUGCCUUAGCUCUAUGCCCAGCUGCAACCCUUUUGUCUGGGACAGGGAUCGGAUGUGAUAGCUUUCGGGAGGUGGCCGAUGUGUUCCCCGCCCAUCCUUCUCCACAGCACCCUGCCCGUGGGAGUCUGGACAAGCAUGCACCAACAGUCCUUGGUUCCGUGCUAGGCGCCACCUCGCGGCAAAGGGGGUUUUCCUCACCACGUUCCUGAUGGCGUUUGGUCAGUCACCUGUCAGGGUUGCUGUGGGCUGGGCACCAAAACGGCAAAUGCUGCUCUCGAUCUGCUCUGUGCAUGUUUUAGAAACCAAACAGCAAGUUUGCCACAACAUAAGCAUCAAAUAAGCAUGAGAGAGAAAAAAACACGAUGUCUUGCUUUACUUAAUAGUUGGGUAUGGUGGAUCUUUGAAAUAUGAUGAUUCUCAGUUAUCUUGGUUUUAACCAGAACUCUACAUGCACUUUUGCAAAGUUCCCUUUUGUUCUCUUUUUCUUGUUGUUGUUGUUAUUGUUGUUGCCGUUUUAACUUUUGUAAAAACCCCUCUAGGGGGCAGGAGAGUAGAAUUCCACAUACACCCCACCGCCGCCACCAGGUGGCACUGCCCCAGACCCAGGCGGCUUUCCUCCAUUUUCUUGCUCUCCAAGCACCUCCUGCAGGAGCUGGAAGAGGUUUUGUUCCAGGGUUUUGUUCUUUUCUCUGCUUCUGCCUCUUGACAUCAGGGUGAGGCUCCAAACGAGUGUAUGUCUGGCCUGGGAAAGACAUGGUUUCAGAGCUCCACAGAGCAUCUUAUAGGUCAACAAGUGUGUCCUAUUAGGUGUACUUUCCAUUUACUGGAUCAAAUAUUCUGUAGAUUUUUCAGGAGGCUGCAUCACUACCAGUGGGAAGAACAAGAUGCUACUUGCGUUCAGUGAGAGCUGACUGAACAGGUCCUCCAGAGAGUGUGCUGGGAACCACAGCAGGCCCCCUGUCCAAUACAUGCUUGUUCUUCCUGCGUGUAUAUAUGUGCUCCAUUAUUCUUUCUACUUGUCACCAGACAACAGUUCUGUAGUCAGGGAGACUUUUAAAAAGAGAAAAGAGAGCAACGCCUCCUCAAACAUGAUGAGAUGUGGGAGCUUACAGUGAAGAAAGGAAUAUUUCAUAGAUGCAGCAGUGGGUGUAGGAUGUGAUGGCAUUAUGUCGGGGUGAAGGAGAAGGGCCCAGCUGGUUUAGCUUUUCUGUGAAUUUGGAAUUACAAGACAAAAGCCCGGGUGGUUACCCAGAAAACAGAUAAUGAGGUUUGCAUCCAGAGCAAAAUAAAACAGUUAGUGGUGGAGGUGUCAGUCUUGGAGGCCCAGCACUGUUGGGUUAGUGUCUAGAAAGUCUAAGUGUCUGAGUCCUUGGGAGGUCUCUGUGGACUGGUUUUGGGGAAAGCAUGGAGGUUUCUAUAGUGCUAUCACAUGUGAACGCAGAUUUGUAACAAUCUUUUCGACCCGAAUUAAAGGGACAUUUGAGAGUUUUCCAGCGCUUACAGU
Panthera uncia (snow leopard) is the source of this 3169-nucleotide messenger RNA. It is a transcript of the gene TTL, whose product is annotated as tubulin tyrosine ligase. Bases 98 to 1231 code for a protein of 377 amino acids. Lineage: Eukaryota; Metazoa; Chordata; Mammalia; Carnivora; Felidae. The record is from RefSeq and is a predicted model, not a curated record. The transcript is spliced from 7 exons. Gene Ontology annotation, biological process: protein modification process.